Molecule: messenger RNA, 4459 nt
Organism: Manis pentadactyla (Chinese pangolin)
Lineage: Eukaryota; Metazoa; Chordata; Mammalia; Pholidota; Manidae
Gene: PACSIN1
Product: protein kinase C and casein kinase substrate in neurons 1
Exons: 12
Coding region: 499-1833 (444 amino acids)
Biological process (GO): regulation of endocytosis; positive regulation of dendrite development; cytoskeleton organization
Cellular component (GO): endosome; cytoplasm; plasma membrane
Molecular function (GO): phospholipid binding; protein binding
Source: RefSeq, a predicted model, not a curated record
AGAGACGCGGUAGCAGCGGCGGCGGCAGCGCAGCCUUCUCUUCCCCCAGGAAGCCGUCCGGGCUUGAGGCCGGGCCCCAGACGCCCUGCAUUGCCCGGUGGCACAGCCCCUGGUGUAGGGCACUCCUGCCCCCAGCUAUGCUGAUAAGACAUCUGCAAGAUGUUCCUGUGAUCCUCUGGCAAAGGGGGAGACUGAGGCACACAGAGAGUCCCUGAGGAGGGGGCCCCAUGCUGAGGGCAGAACUGUCAUGAGGGCUCAAGGAGGAAGACUUGGAACUGGACCCUGAGGGUUGCCCAAGAGGAGAGGAAGGGGACCCCGAGAGAAGCAGGACACCUGGCAACAGAGGACAGGUGGCAUCCAGGAUUCCCCUCUUGUGAGAUUCUUUGGUUGUGUCACCAACAUUAUCAACAUUUAUUGGGCACCUACUGUGUGCAGCGCAUGAACAGCCCAGCCUGCUGAUCAUCGCUCCGCAUCAGUCCAGCCCCCCACGGCCACACCAUGUCCGGCUCCUACGACGAGGCUUCACUAGCUCCAGAGGAGACCACUGACAGCUUCUGGGAGGUGGGGAACUACAAGCGGACGGUGAAGCGCAUCGAUGACGGGCACCGCCUGUGCAACGACCUGAUGAACUGCGUGCAGGAGCGCGCCAAGAUCGAGAAGGCGUACGCGCAGCAGCUCACCGACUGGGCCAAGCGCUGGCGUCAGCUCAUCGAGAAAGGCCCACAGUAUGGCAGCUUGGAGCGGGCCUGGGGUGCCAUAAUGACAGAGGCGGAUAAGGUGAGCGAACUGCACCAGGAGGUAAAGAACAACCUUCUGAACGAGGACCUGGAGAAGGUCAAGAACUGGCAGAAGGAUGCCUAUCACAAGCAGAUCAUGGGCGGCUUCAAGGAGACCAAGGAGGCUGAAGAUGGCUUCCGCAAGGCCCAGAAGCCCUGGGCCAAGAAGAUGAAGGAGCUAGAGGCAGCCAAGAAGGCCUACCAUCUGGCCUGCAAAGAGGAGAGGCUGGCCAUAACACGGGAGAUGAAUAGCAAGACGGAGCAGUCAAUCACCCCCGAACAGCAGAAGAAGCUGCAGGACAAAGUGGACAAGUGCAAGCAGGAUGUGCAGAAGAUGCAGGAGAAGUAUGAGAAGGUGCUAGAUGAUGUGGGCAAGACCACACCCCAGUACAUGGAGGGCAUGGAGCAGGUGUUCGAACAGUGCCAGCAAUUUGAGGAAAAGCGACUGGUCUUCCUCAGGGAGGUGCUGCUGGACAUCAAACGUCACCUCAACCUAGCUGAGAAUAGCAGCUACAUCCACGUGUACCGGGAGCUGGAGCAGGUCAUCCGGGGGGCCGAUGCCCAGGAUGACCUCAGAUGGUUCCGCAGCACUAGCGGCCCAGACAUGCCCAUGAACUGGCCCCAGUUUGAGGAAUGGAACCCAGACCUCCCUCACACCACCACCAAGAAGGAGAAACAGCCCAAGAAGGCAGAGGGGGUGAUGCUGACCAACGCCACUGGGGUGGUGGAGCCCACAUCCCAGGCAGGGGACCGUGGCAGUGUCAGUAGCUAUGACAGGGGCCAGCCUUAUGCCACCGAGUGGUCUGACGACGAGAGCGGGAACCCAUUUGGGGGCAGUGAGGCCAACGGGGGUUCCAACCCCUUCGAGGACGACGCCAAGGGGGUGCGUGUGCGGGCACUCUACGACUACGACGGCCAGGAGCAAGAUGAGCUCAGCUUCAAGGCGGGAGAUGAGCUCACCAAGCUGGGCGAGGAGGACGAGCAGGGUUGGUGCCGCGGGCGGCUGGACAGCGGGCAGCUGGGUCUCUACCCAGCCAACUACGUGGAGGCCAUCUAGCUGCCCUUCUGCCCUCCGCACUUCCCCCCUCCAUCACCCACAGCCUCCCCUUCCUUCUCACUCUUGUCUCCUUCCCCUUGCCAUAGAGUUCCAGACAUAUUUUCCGACCAAGCUUUUAUUUUUUUAAAAGUUAAAACAGGACAAAACAAAAAUUACAAAGAGACAGAGCACUCGCAGGGUCGCCCGGAGGCCAGGGUGGUGGGACUUGCGGUGAUGGCUCCAGCGUAGGCGAGGGUUUGGGGACUUAGCGCAACAGACAUCACGUCUGCUCUUCAGAUCCCACCAGAGAGUCUCCGGGGCCCUGAGGGAUGACUCCUGGACCCUUCGCCCCUGCCCCACUGCCCCCACCCUACCUCAGCCCUGCCCUCCCUCCUCAGGCCGCCAGCACCUGCCUCCAUUCCCUGGGCCUGGUUUUUCCCACCUCUGCCUCCUGUCCACCCUGCUGCCCUUCCACAACCGCCCUUUUCAAAGGCCUCCACUCCAGACCCCAGAGAAAGGAGGCCUCCCAGUCUGUCGUCUUCCACUGCCUUGGGGAGUGCCCUUCUAGUUCACCCCUAAGGAUUGGGGGGGCCUGAGGAGAAAUGGUCACUCUCCUCCCCCUUAGAGAUUCCCAGGAAUCCCCAGGCUCCCCCAGACACAAAGAGGAGUAAGCUGGACUUGGUGACAGUCGGUGGUGUGGAGGAGGGUGAGAGAAGGGGGCAGCAGUCUGCCGCCUCCCCAGGCCAGGCUCGGCGCCGCUGAGGGACGGCGACUCCGCCGGGGCCCUUCAUCCUGUGGGCACAGGCUCCUCCUCAGGGCCACACCCCUCUGGCACCCGCAGAGACCCCGCUCCCUCUCAGAAGUCCUCAGGCCGAGGGGAGGGGCCUCAACACCCCGGGCACCGCCGGCGACAGUAGCAGCCUCCUCCCGUUUCCUGGGGAGGAGAGCAUCGCCCGCCCAUUCUGCCUCCCUCCCUCCUUGUCCGUCUAAAACCGCAGAAUCACUAGGCGCAGCCAGCCUCCACGAGACUCCCCAUCCCUCUCUCCUCCUCUCUGGCCUGCCUGGGGAGACACUGCAGGCCCAGGGAAGCUUCCAGCCUGGGGAGAGCCUGCAGCCAAUGGGAGAGGCAUGGGGUUGGCAUGGGGGAGAGCCCUGACCCUCAGGAGCAGAACAGUCACCCUGUCUUUCUUCCUUGUCCCCCCUCUGCCAAACCCAGCGCUAGUCCCUGGAGCCACACUCCCCUUGCUGGCAGCCUCUCCAUAUCUCCAAGCUUGGGUCUCAGUUAAAGGACUUUUGGGGAUGGGAGGAGGCAAAGGGCCUGCCCAGAACAGAAGUGUUUCCCAUGGUUAGUGAAAGUGGUGCUGGAUUACCAAGUAUCCAUACCAAGUAUGGCCUCCUCCUGGGAGUGGGUGGUGCAGAAGCAGACAGGGCUGGACAAGACCCCAAGAGUGUGUGGGGGGAAUGACUGGAAAAGGAGUCUCUUGGGAAGGUCUGGGAUGAGUCCCUGGGACUUCCUGAGGCACCAGGUGAGCCUUGAUCACAGGUGAUACCACUUCUGAGUCUCGGGAUUUAGGACCCCCCUUUCCAGAGACGAUACCAGCCCCCCUGGGCCUUCAGGUAAAGAGAGUGUGAAACUCCAGCCCAUCUGUCACCCCUCAGUCCUCUUUUGUUCCCUGCUUCUUCCAACAACCCUCUUUUAGGAGGUCAUAGACCCCAGCCUCAAAGCCCUGACCCUGUUAAUGUGGGCAAGAGGAUCCCGGCAGACUGGCAGGGGUCUGAGCUGGGGUCGCCCUCCCUCAGGGCCAGAGUUGGGGGGUGGGGUGAUGGCACUCCCAGGAACAGGCACACUCCCCCCAGCACCCCCCUUCUUGUCACUGUCUGCUCACUGGGCCUUUGCUACAGCCUGAGAUGUGCCCUAGGCCAAACAGAGCCUGAAGCAAGAUUGCGGAAGUCCUCAGUCCUCCAGACACCAGAACAAGAGCCUUUUCAACUUCUCUUCCAAGCAGAAGUUGGGGUUAGAGGCCUCUGCCCCCCACCAAGUACCCUUUGAAGGCAGGAAGCCGGCACAUGUGCACCUUGGGGCCUGGGCUCCCCCUCUCUGUGCCAGCAGCUUCCCAGCACUUGGGGAGGGGCUGUGGCUCCUCUGGACCCCAGGCCUGUACCCCUUAGCACUCUAGCUGCCCACUCUGGGGCAGGGGCUUGAAACCCCAUUCCUUUUGAUUAACCACCUCCGCAGCCCCUUUUGGGGCCACUCUCUCCUUGGGACCCCAGAGUGGGAGGGUCUCCCAGCUGGAAGACCCUCUGAGCUCCAGGAACCCAGCCCCACCUAUCAGCACUGGUUGUCAGGGCACUCAACACAGCGCCCCUCGCUGUGCCCACCACCUCCUGUAGCCCCCGCCCGCACCCUCGAUGCUGCAUGGGCCCUCCCUGUGGGGCUCGGUGUAAUGUGUUUUGUCCCCAGUUAACCACUGUUCUGCGGCCUGACUCUGUAAAGAGCCUGGGCUGCCCUGAUGCCCGCCUCUGCCAUCCUUGGCUUCUUGACUCCAUUAGUCCGACACUUGUGAAACUCUGAGAAGUACUGUGGUCUCAGCAAUGCACCUGUUUUGUACAUGAUUGUGUAAUUUAAAGAUAUAAAUACAAAUAUAUA